Metarhizium brunneum ARSEF 3297 is the source of this 1545-nucleotide messenger RNA. The record is from RefSeq and is a predicted model, not a curated record. NCBI's taxonomy places the organism in Eukaryota, Fungi, Ascomycota, Sordariomycetes, Hypocreales, Clavicipitaceae.
AUGUGCGGUGUCUCAGCCAUAUUGCUUGGCGAUCCCGACGCUACCAGCGCCGCGGUUGAUCUGCAUGAGUCUCUUUAUUCUCUCCAGCAUCGAGGACAAGAUGCUGCGGGGAUUGCGGUUUGCCAGGGCAGCAGAGUCUUCCAGUGCAAGGGACUAGGGUUAGCCAGCGAAGUCUUCUCAGACGGCAGGCGGCUACAACAGCUUCCGGGCUAUAUGGGCAUUGGUCAUGUCCGCUAUCCGACCAUGGGUACCGCGUCUGCGUCCGAAGCCCAGCCAUUAUACGUCAACGCCCCGUUCGGAAUCUCACUGACCGUGAAUGGGAACGUCAUUAAUACCGAGGAGCUCCGCAGAUACCUCGAUGAGGAGGCUCACCGGCAUAUCAACUCCGAUUCCGACUCGGAGCUUCUGGACGCUGAUGGCAUCCGCCCCCUUUGCAUUGGGUCACGACCCUCGGCUACCAUAGCGGGCGCAAAUGAUUACUUCAUGGCGUCAGAGUCAGUUGUACUACAGCAACUUGGCUUUCGUGAUAUUGUGGAUAUAUUGCCAGGCCAGGCCGUCUUCUGUCCGAAAGGCGGCACUCCUAUCUUUCGCCAGGUCGUUCCGCGGAGAGGUUAUACUCCUGACACGUUUGAAUACAUAUACGUUGCCCGACUAGAGAGUUGGAUUGAUGGUAUAUCCGUAUACCGCAGUCGACAAAAGAUGGGAGAGAAGUUGGCCGAGAAGAUUAAACUCGUCCUUGGAGAAAAGGGUGUCGAGGAGAUUGACGCGAUUAUUCCAGUUCCAGAGACGAGCAACGUCGCCGCAGCUGCUUUAGCUCAGAAAUUGGGGAAGCCGUACGUGACGGCCCUCGUCAAGAACCGCUACGUCCACCGCACCUUUAUCCUGCCUGAUCAGGCUUCACGCCUAAGGAGUGUCCGCCGUAAAUUCUCUUUCGUCGAGUCAGAAUUCCAAGGCAAGAACCUGGUCAUCGUCGACGACAGCAUCGUCCGAGGCACAACGUCGCGACAGAUUGAUUUCCCGCUAAUAAUUCAGGUCCAAUUGGCCAGGGAAGCGGGCGCGCUUCGCGUCGUAUUUGUCUCAUGCUCCCCACCCUGCACACAUCCGCACAUCUAUGGUAUAGACCUCGCGGACCGUUCUGCUCUAAUUGCCUACAACAGGACGCAGCGAGAAAUCGCCGAUUACCUAGGCGCCGACGAAGUUGUCUUCCUAGAUGUCGACGGCGAGAACGGACUAACGGCGGCGUGCAUUGAAGCAGCUCAGGGCGAGACUCCAAUCAAGAAUAUGGAAAUAGGCGUAUUUACGGGCGGUUACGUGACUGGGCUGCCAGAUGGAUAUCUCGAAAACCUGAGUGACCUCCGAAGUGGCCGCCGGCAGCAGAAGGCUGGCUUUGAAAGCCAAAAGGCUGGUGAGGGCGAGGACGGAAGCGUGGCUGCGAGGCCAGCACCUGCGGGCCUGCCAUGCUCGGGCGAAGCUGCUACCCCCGACCACCGCGAGGAUAUCAAGCAUGUGGUUUGUGAAAGCCGAAGCUACCAGAGCCGUGACUAA